Molecule: messenger RNA, 1680 nt
Organism: Petromyzon marinus (sea lamprey)
Lineage: Eukaryota; Metazoa; Chordata; Hyperoartia; Petromyzontiformes; Petromyzontidae
Gene: COMMD2
Product: COMM domain containing 2
Source: RefSeq, a predicted model, not a curated record
GACCACGUGACAGAGACCAAACCGGAUAUCCGUUUGGGCCGGCGCAGAUGGCGGAAGUGACUCGCAGCUGUCAAAGUUUCAAAAUCGCUCCUCCGUUAUUUCAUUUGAUUCGAUUAUAAAACAAUAACAGCAACAACAACAGCUAUUACUGUUGUUAUAACGACCUCCUCUGUCUUGCGUGCGUGUGGUUUUUGUUGUUGUUGUUUACACAGCGAUUACUUACUCGGAGCUAACGGUAAGAAGAACCCCGUUGUGUGCGUGUGCGCGCGCAGUAAAUCAUCUCCACUGGGGAGACAAAGGCGGCCGGGCGUGGUGCUGCUGGUCACAACACCCCCUCCUCGCCGUGGAAGCGUCCGAGAAGAUGCUGGUGCUGCUGUCGGAGGAGCACAAGGAGCACGUGUCUCUCCUGGCACGCCUCCAGACGGAGGUGUCCCUCGAGUUGCUCCGCGUGGCUGUGGAGUUCCUGCGGGGCGGAGUGAAGACUCCUCGCAAAUACGAGAGUGCAGCCCGCGUCCUGGGCGAGCCUGUGGAGGUGGUGCAGCGGGCGGUGGAGGGGCUGAUGUACCUCCUGGCCGAAGCCUCCAGAAUGGAGGUGUCGGCGGAGGUGUUCUCGGCGUGGCUCAACGAGCUGGAGCUGCCGGGCAGCGUGGGGGCCCAGCUGGGCCAGGUGUACGCCCAGGGUAAGGCCGAGGUGCGUGGCCUCCUGGGGCACCUGGGACCGGCGUCCGACCGCUACCACGACCUGGAGUGGAGGCUCGACGUGCAGGUGGCGAGCCGCGCCGGCGGCCGGCAGCAGCAGCGGCGGCCGCUGCCGCGGGUCGCCCUGCGGCUGACGACGAGCGGCGGCCCCGGCGGCGUGGAGCCGCGUGCCGUCGCUAUGGAGGUGGCCCCGGCCACGCUGCUCCACGCAGUCCGCUCGCUGGAGGCGGCCCUGGACGAGGGCCGCGACGUCCACGCUCGGCGCAUCGCACGCAACGUCAAGUGACACGCUGGGCCGCGGCGGCGUCGCCGCCCACGUCGUCGUCGCCGCUGACGUCGUCGCUGACGUCAUCGCCGCCGUCAUCGCUGACGUCAUCGCUGCCGUCGCCGCUGACGUCGUCGCCGCUGACGUCGUCGCCGCUGGGUGUCGUCGUCGUUGACGUCGCCGCUGACGUCAUCGCUGACGUCGUCGCUGACGUCAUCGCUGCCGUCAUCGCUGACGUCAUCGCUGCCGUCGCCGCUGACGUCGUCGCCGCUGACGUCGUCGCCGCCGGGUGUCGUCGUCGUUGACGUCGUCGCCGCUGACGUCAUCGCUGACGUCAUGGGCGUCGUCACCGCUGACGUCAUCACUGACGUCGCCGCUGGGCGUCGCCGCUGACGUCAUCGCUGACAUCAUGGGCAUCGUCACCGCUGACGUCGCCGCCGACGUCAUCGUUGACGGCGGCCGUCUACGUCGCCCCACCACCACCACUACCACCACCCCCCCACCACCACCAUCCCCACCACCACCACCACCCCCCCCACCACCACCACCCCCCCACCAACCAGAGAGCCUUUGGCAACUUCACGCGACGGCCUCGGAGUGCACCUAGCCUGGCACGACGCCGCCGCUGCUGCUGCUGUUCCUGCUCCUCUUGUUACCGCACAGUUAAGAUUUGGCGAACGUGGAAGGAGAAUACAACAACAACAACAACUUUCCAC